CUUAUAAGAAAAGGCAAAAGAUUGUUGAUUCGGUGUUUCGGCUUGUUAUAACGGAAAAUAAUGUUAAUCAUGUGGUUGAUCUUGUUGUAGACUCUAUUAAGAGGCAACAGCCUGAUUCGAAGGAUCCGCAAACUAUUGUUGAUUCGGUAGUUCGGCUUGCUGCAACGCAAGAAAAUGCUAAUCAUGUAGCUGGGCUUAUUGCACAAGCCAGUUUGAUUGGGGGCCUGAGGACGUUUUUUAAAAGUAUCUUGCGAAAUACUAUUGAAUUUUCUGAAUCGGGGAGAAGCUACACAAAUGAAAUUAUUGAAGAAGGACAAUAUCCACCUAUUACUUAUCUUAAAUAUCCAAAAGAUAAUGCAUUUCGAAUCCCAAACAACCAUGGACUUAAAACUGUUGUUUGUUGUCAUAAAAGUGUGAAAGUUAAAGACACUGAUGAUAUUCUUGGAACUCUUGAUUUUAUGAAUCAAUAUUCUGAAACUAAUGAAACGUAA
This is a messenger RNA of Diversispora eburnea, 491 nucleotides long. Lineage: Eukaryota; Fungi; Glomeromycota; Glomeromycetes; Diversisporales; Diversisporaceae. The record is from the annotation of a GenBank genome assembly.